This is a messenger RNA of Theileria annulata, 1269 nucleotides long. RefSeq lists its product as uncharacterized. NCBI's taxonomy places the organism in Eukaryota, Apicomplexa, Aconoidasida, Piroplasmida, Theileriidae. The record is from RefSeq and is a predicted model, not a curated record. The transcript has a single exon. Bases 1 to 1269 code for a protein of 422 amino acids.
AUGAUUUUUGGUAUUAAACCCAAGUGGCGCAGGGCGCCUGUAAUUAUAUUCUUGUGUUAUAUUUUUGUACAUUUCAAUAAUAUAGUCUACUGUAUACACUUGAUUCCUUCGUACAAACUCAGUUUCGUAUGCUAUAAAUGGCCGAACAGGUUUAGAACCCCUCCAGAAGUCGGGGAUUUUGAACCUUUGGUUUCGCUACGCGAACACACCGAUCAUUCCUUUGAGCUAAAUUCUUCUUUUACAAAUAAUUUGUUCAAUAAACCAUUUUUCUCAAAAAAUCCAUUUAAUAAAUCGUUUUUUUCGAAUAUCUUCCCCAACAAAUCUCUGUUUUUAAAUAAUUUGUUCAAUAAACCGUUUUUUAAUAACUAUUCCAAACCUUGUAACAAAAAUGAUGAGUCGAUCCUGUCUAAUUUUUGGUCUUCAUUAAAGUCAUAUGUGAGUAGUAAGUUUUCAUCAGUAAAGGGAAGUACGCUUUGUGGAAACCCCAAAAGAUACACGAAGUCGGAUGCUUAUCUAAGGAACAAUGACCUCAGGCAUCUCUCGUUCUUUGACUUUUUCGAUAACGCACCUAAUAACCUUGGUGACUAUAAAAUUCGGAAGGAGUUUAAUGAGUCCAUGACACAGGAGUCACCAUACAUGGAGCUGGUCAGAACCGGGCCUUCUGGGAUAAUUAAACGAUUUCUGAGAGUUGCUCCCUCUAUGGUUAAGGACGCAAUAAGCCUGACUGUAUCAACACUUAUCGGUUCGUUCUACAGAUACAGCGCUGAGACCACAAUUAUCACUACAACAGACCGCCUGGCUGCACUAAUACUUAACCUCCAAGUCACUGGGUAUAUUUAUUGCAACGCUGAGCAAAGGUAUAGAUUAUCUUCUUUGUGUAAUCCAACAGGAACCUCAGUCCCAGGAGGUGUUAUGAAUAAUCAACUGACUGACAAUCAACCUGAACCGAGGGACGAAAUUGAGGGCCUAAGUGUUGGCGAUGAGCUUCUGAGUUAUGUUCGAAGGCUUCCUCGCAGUUAUAUAAACGGCAUUUUUGAUAAUAUGAACCCUGAGAUACUAUAUGCAAUGAGACACUCUACUGAAAAGGCCAUUCAGCUCUUAACUGUCCUGAACCACAAUUAUCUUGACUUUAAAGACGACCAGAAACUUAUUAUACAACAGACGGGCUCCUUCGCGAUGCAGCUUUGCUUCUGGAAACUUGCUCUUGGAUACUGUAUGAGGGACCAGGAAACUAAAAUCGAACUCACUAAAUCACUCAAUUCUCACUAA